Ostrinia furnacalis (Asian corn borer) is the source of this 1636-nucleotide messenger RNA. Its product is annotated as facilitated trehalose transporter Tret1-2 homolog. Bases 212 to 1636 code for a protein of 474 amino acids. The transcript is spliced from 3 exons. Gene Ontology annotation, biological process: transmembrane transport. Gene Ontology annotation, cellular component: membrane. Gene Ontology annotation, molecular function: transmembrane transporter activity. Lineage: Eukaryota; Metazoa; Arthropoda; Insecta; Lepidoptera; Crambidae. The record is from RefSeq and is a predicted model, not a curated record.
UGUGUAACAAUACCAUAACGAAUUUAUAAGGAAAUUGUCUCCUAGCGUGCAAAAGUAUUUUAUUAAAUAGUUUUCCUUUUAACAAAAAAGAUUACGCGAGCACUUGAUGUUCUCAUACUAAGUUGAGUUGGACACUUGGAGUGCGCGUGAUCCAACGCGAUAAAAAAGGAUAAAAAUAAUCGAGUUGACUCCUUUAGUACGUAGUAUAACAAUGGACACAAAAUACACACUUAUCGGGGAACAGAAUUAUAAAUUACCUGUUUUAGGACGACAGUUGCUAGUGUGCCUGUCGGCAUGCGUGUACUCCUUCAUGCUGGGGCUGAGCUUCGGGAGUCCCACGGUGGCCGUGGCCCAGCUGAGGGCAAGGGCGAACUCAACCGCCGCAGUCAGCAGGGAAAUGGGCUCUUGGAUAGCAUCUGCAACCGGCUUUGUCGCAAUCCCGACGGUGGUCAUCUCGGUCAUCGUUGUACAUCACUUCGGGCGCAAAAAAGUAUUUAACUACGCGACUGUAGUUAGUUUCGUCUCCUUUACAAUAUUUUAUUGUAGCAAAAAUGCUACGCAUAUUCUUGUAAGCAGAUUAUUUUGUGGAGUUCUAGCUGGCUUGUUGAUGUCAAUGGUCCUAAUGGUCAUGACUGAGAGCAUGACGCCAAGAUAUAGGGGUUUAUUUUUUGCUUUCAAAUCAGCUUCUGUGAAUUGGGGUAUCUGGUGUUCCAAUACGAUAGGAACAUUCUGUCCUUACAAUUACAUUGGCAUAGUUGGGAUAUCAUGUUCAAUAAUUAAUUUUUUAAUAACAUUUGUCAUGCCAGAAACUCCAUUCUGGCUUGCAUCAAGGGGCAGAUAUGAAGAAUGCGCAGCAGCACACCGAUGGUUGAAAGGGGCCGACGAGGAUGCCGAGAAGGAGUUGAAAGCGAUUAUUGAAAGUUCCCAAAAAGAUGCCAAAGAGUCAACACAAACACGCAAAUCUCUGUUAACUACAGUUAAAGAAUAUUGGACGAUAAUAGUAUAUCAACCAUCGUUUUACAAACCUGUCUCUAUAGGAUUCAUAAUUCAAAUUAUGCAUGUAGCUUCGGGAAAAAUGGUUCUUACUAUGUAUGCAAUUGAAAUAUUAGGAAAAGUUACAAAAAAUAAAACUACAGCUCACUAUUUUAUGUUGAUAUUGGAUGGAUUUAGUGUGUUAGGCAUGUAUAUGGGCUGUUUUUUAGCAAAACGCUUAAAACGAAGAACUAUGUUCUUAUGUUCAUCCACAUUAUCCGCAAUACUGAUGUUUGCGGUGUCAUUUUAUUUGUAUUUGAUUAAAUUCAAAAUACUGUCUGAAAAUAAUAUAAUUUUUUUAAGCAUUUUGGUUUUAUAUUCGUUAGUUACAUGUUGUGGCCCCAUUCUUUUGUUUAGCGUUAUUUGUAGCGAAUUGUUUCCAUUAAAAGGUAGAAGUUUUGGAGUGAUAUUAUCAGGUGUGAAUAAUAGUGCACUUUUUGCAUUAAGUGUAAAAUUUACACCGUAUUUACUUUGGGCUAUUGAUACUGAAAAUACUUUUCUAUUUUAUGCAAUUUUUUCUAUCACAUGCAUUUUUUUAGCAUAUAAAUAUCUGCCAGAAACUAAAGAUAAAACAUUAAAUGAAAUUGCGGCCCUAUUUCAAUAA